Molecule: messenger RNA, 7812 nt
Organism: Pantherophis guttatus
Lineage: Eukaryota; Metazoa; Chordata; Lepidosauria; Squamata; Colubridae
Gene: REPS2
Product: RALBP1 associated Eps domain containing 2
Biological process (GO): endocytosis; endosomal transport
Cellular component (GO): plasma membrane; cytoplasm
Molecular function (GO): calcium ion binding; protein binding
Source: RefSeq, a predicted model, not a curated record
UGGAGACGCCGUAUACUUCGCCCUGUGAGGUUCAUGCAGCCUCCCAGUUCCACAGUCCCUCACACCCGCCACCCCCCAGGGGAAAGCAGCCAACUGCCCACACUAUUCCAGCCGAUGUGAGGUGAGGUCGCAGAGCCGGAAGACGCUACUCAAUCGCGCGUCCCCGAGAGGCUUUUUUCCUUUCUUCCUUCUCUUCUGGCGGGAAAAUUGACUCCGCUCUUAAACGCAAAAAGGGCGAAGGCGCGCGGAAGUUCGUUUUCGCUCUUCCCCGCCCUGCUCCCGCCUGAGGGGCAGUACUGCAGAGAUAACGCUCUUCCGCACCGGGGAAAGACGAACGGCUGCAGUUCAGCUGGAGAGCAGCCGCUGCAGCCAGGGGGACUGCAUCUUCCGCGCCGCAACGACGGAGGAUCUUUCCUCCUCCUCUGGUGUGGUUUUGUCCUCGCCUUAGAAAAGCGAUUGACGUCCUUUCCCUGAAAUGGAACCGGCGGGAACAGCUCUCACAGGACCGGCAGCCGCAGGAACCUCGGCAUUCUUUUUGGCAAGAAACGAGCAGCAGUGUUUUUCUGAGCUCUUUUCGCUUUGCGGCGGCCAGCCUACUCCCGAGGCGGGACCGGGAUUGGGACCCCCCGCUGUCGGGGGCAGUAAAGUGGCAGAGUUGUUCAGGGCGUCACAGCUCCCAGCGGAGAUGCUCCAUCAGAUUACAGACUUGUGUGGUGCUAAACAUGUCGGUUAUUUUGGUCGUACUCAGUUUUAUGCUGCUCUGAAGCUUAUAGCUGCUGCACAGUCUGGUCUCCCAGUACGAAUAGAAAGUAUUCAGAAUGAAUUACCUUUACCUCGAUUUAGUGCUCUGAAAAGUGAUAGUGAAAUAAGGUACAUCAAUCUAUCAGAAGCACAUGGAGCAAAGUUUCAGAGUCCACAUACAAUCCUUGAGAUAAAUUGCUUCAGAAGAUCAGAUGAAGAAGAAAAACAGGAAGAAGCAAAGUCUCCUCCCAUGUCUCCCAUUGGUUCCCAUCCUGCUUCUCCCUCAAAUUACCAGAGAAUUCCUUUGGGUUAUGGAUAUAGUAUACUGAGAAGUGGGCUUGAGCAACAGCAUGGAGGUUCCUAUGAAGCUAGGCAUUCUAUUCAAGAUGGAUUGACUUCAGGGAAUUAUGGACCCAAAUCAAUGCCAACUCGCUCAUGUGUUAUACAGUCUCUUUCAAUAGAAAGAGAACCAAAGGACAGCAGUAGUAAUUACCCAGAUGACCUUUGGAGGGUAACUGAGGAACAACGGGACUAUUAUAUCAAUCAAUUCAAGUCUUUACAACUGGACCUCAACUCUUUCAUUUCAGGUUCUGUGGCUAAGAAUUUCUUUACAAAAUCUAAACUGCCAAUCCAUGAGCUUUCACACAUAUGGGAACUUAGUGAUGUUGACUGUGAUGGAGCAUUGACAUUAGCAGAGUUCUGUGCUGCCUUUCACCUUGUUGUUGCUCGGAAGAAUGGUUAUCUUUUGCCAGGUAGCUUGCCAGAGACGCUCUUACCUGACUAUCUUCACGCAGAUCUGAAAGUGAGUGAUUCUACCCAAGCAGUGCCAAAGGAACUUAAAGUACCUCAAUGUUUGCCUUUCAAAACAGUUGCUCAAGAAUCAAACAUACUUAAAAUGAGACCAAGAUCCAGGUCUUAUUCUAGCACAUCUGUUGAAGAUACAGUGAACAAAGGGGGAGAACCACCAGUUCCCCCACCACGACCUCAAAAAUCACAUUCCAGAGCUUCCUCUUUAGACCUAAAUAGAAUUUUCCAGCAAAACACUCAAGUUAGAUCAGGCUGGAUACCACCACCACCUGCUCUACCUCCCAGGCCCUUUGUGUCACAGGUUUCUCUUCCUCUCAUAAAUACUGCACCAAACAUGCAACCCAAAUCAAGCUAUAUGAACUUCAGUCUUCAGGAGCAGCAUAACUCUGGAAUGGCUCAAGCUUUUUCAACCAAACUUGGUACACAGAUGACUUACUCUCUGGGAAAAAAUACUGUGGAGAUAGAACAAGACUCUGAAAUAAACUCACAUUUGCCAAUGAACAUGUCCCCAUCACAAGAAAGCAGCCCAGCAAAAAAGGACCUUGUACUUACUCAGCUACCAUCAAAGUCAAUUUACAAGAAAUUCCGACCUGAAAGCCACAUGCUGGAGAACCAGGAAGUUUCUCCUACGAAAAGUGCAACUUCCUCUUCCUUAACUACCAUCAAACUUCAUCAUGCGUUUUCAAAACAGUCUUCAAAACAGAAGAAAGCUAUUCAGACUGCUAUUCGUAAAAACAAAGAAGCUAAUGCAGUGCUAGUUCGGUUGAACAGUGAACUCCAGCAACAACUGAAGGAAGUUCACAAGGAACGGAUUGCACUGGAAACUCAAUUGGAGCAACACCGACCUGUAACUGUCUUAUGACAUUAUUUUUACACACAGUUUGUUCUAUGAAACACGGCACUUUGUAUAAUAUGUUGGCUUUUUUUUUCUAAUAAGGCAACUUCAUCUGGAAGAAAUGGUUGCCAGAUAUCUUUACAUUUCUUGUACCAGUUACCUUGUUGGCAAGAAGAUGCACACCAUCCAAAUAACAACCAUAGUACGUAGACUACUUUCCCACUAAUCUAGCCAACCCUUUAUUUCCAAAGGACAGGGAGAAGGACAUUUAUAUUUUGUAUGUGUGUAUCCAAAAAAUUAGUUUAUAUUUUGCUUAAUACCGUCUCAUACUUUUAACUAUUAUUUUCAUAUGCUUUCUAUAAACAUUUAUAGGACAUUGUAUUUAUCAUGUAUAAUAUCUUCCUAGUUUCCCUAACUUGUUUUACGAUCACUAAUGACCUUUGGUAGAAGCACAAAUCUUGUUGUAUUGAUAAAAUAUAUCCACACUCUUCUUUCUACAACUUAUCACUGCAUAUCAAUUGCUUGCCUAUUUCUGGAAGCUGACCGGGAUGAAAUCCAGCAGGUUCUGGAGAACCAAUAGCGGAAAUUUUGAGUAGUUUGGAGAACCAGCAAAUACCACCUCUGGCUGGCCCCAGAGUGGGGUGGGAAUGGAGAUUUUGCAAUAUCCUUCCCCUACCAUGCCCAUCAAGCCACACCAUGCCCACCAAACCACGCCCACAGAACCGGUAGUAAAAAAAUUUGGAUUUCACCACUGAAGCUGACAUACUGUCACUGUUCUUAUAUUUCUGCUGCAGUUUGAAGGAAGCAAUGUACAGUAACCUGCAACCAUAGUUUAAUACACUGUGUACACAAUUAUUAGGCAAGUUGUAUUUUGGGGGAUUUAUUUCAUUAUUGAACAACUAUAGUGCUCUCAAUCAAUCCAAAAUGUUAAUAAAUCUCAAACCUGAAUAUUUAAGAAAGUAAAAGUGAGGUUUUGGCUUUCUUGGGAGAAUAUCUAUGUGUGAACAAUUAUUGGGCAACUAUUAGUGUGCAGAAUUAUUAUGCAACUAAAUGAAAAAUGAAAAUUUGCCCAUUUCACUUGUUUGUUUGCAUCUGUUAAGAAUAAUAAACAAACAACUCAAAAUGUACAAAUAAAUAUUUCUGACAUUUCAAAAAAAAAAAUCAGUGACCAAUAUAGCCACUUUUCUUUUCAAUAACAGUCAUAAGCCUUCCCUUCAUGGAGUCUGUCAGUUUCUGGAUCUGUUGUCAAUCAACUUUUUGUGCAGCAGCAACCACAGCCUCUCAGACACUGUUCAGAGAGGUGUACUGUUUUCCUUCACCGUAAAUCUCCCAUUUAAGAAGGGCCCACAGGUUCUCAAUAGGGUUUAGGUCAGGUGAGGAAGGAGGCCAUGUCAUUAUUCUUUAUCUUUAAGGACUUUACUGGCUAGCCACGCAGUGUACUUCGAUGCAUGAGAUGGAGCAUUGUCCUGCAUAAAAAUCAUGGUCUUCUUGAAAGAUGCAGACUUUUUCCUAUACCACUGCUUAAAGAAAGUGUCUUCUAAAAACUGACAGUAGGAACUUGAUUUUGAGUCCAUCUUCAACUUGAAAAGAUCCAACUACCUCAUCUUUAAUAAUACCAGCCCAUACCAGUACCCUAACUCCCCCUUGCUGGCGUCUGAGUCAAAGUGGAGUUCUGUGUUACUGAUCCAGCCACUGGCCUAUCCAUCUUGUCUGUCAAGAGUCACUCUCAUCUCAUCAGUCCAUAAAACCUUUGAAAAAUCUGUCUUCAAAUAUUUCUUGGCCCAGUCUUGCCGUUUAAGUGGUGGUUGGGUUUCAGCCUUCAUUAACUUGGCCAUGUCUCUGAGCACGGAACACCUUGCACUUCUGGCCACUCCAGGUAGGUUGCACUUCUGGAAUAUGACAGCAGUGGAGGAUAAUGGGUUCCUGGUAGCUUCACAUUUUAUUCUUCUCAAAUCUUUGGCAGUUAAUGUGUGUGUCUUCUUAACAUGUUUCUUGCAACCCUAUUGGCUAUUUGCAACACAAUGUUUGAUGGUUCUGUGAUCACACCCCAAUAUCUUAGCAAUUUCAAGAGUGCUGCAUCCCUCUGAAAGACAUUUUACAAUUUUUGACUUUUCAGAAUCAAUUAAAUCUCUUUUUUUGGCCCAUUUUGCCUGAGGAAAAGAAGCUGCCUAAUAAUUAUGUACAUUGAUAUAGGGUGUUGAUCUCCUUAGGCCACACCCUCCCUUAUUACACAAAUACACAUCACCUGAUAUGCUUAUAUCCACUACGCAUUCAAGUUUCUACAGCUUGGAGGUGGAAAAUAUGCAUGAAAAUGAUGAUAUGGUCAAAAUACUUACUUGCCUAAUAAUUGUGCACCCAGUGUAUAAUUCUAGUUCUUUAAUGGAUGGCAUAUUAUCCCAUACUAUGAAGUUAUUUAUUCACAACUAUGUGCUAGGAAACUACUAGACAUUCAUGUUGAUUAGUUAAGUCAGCCCAGUAGAAUUGGUACUAGUUCAUUGCAUCAGUUCCAAUUAUAAAUUGUGCACUUUGCUACUUACAUUUUAUGAAAUUAUUUACAAAAAUAGCAAUACUGAAAAAUUUAGUGUAGUGCUUUUGCUUACAAAAGCUAUUAUUAUCCACAGAUUAUAAUAGUCAUUAUUUAAAGGUUAACGUGUAUUUCAUUUAAAGCAGAGCAGCUUUGUGUCUAGAAUUGUUUGUGUUUAAUUGUUGAAGUUAUUACCAGUUCACAAGUCAUUUCCCCUCCUUUGGAAUUAAUAUUUUAUUAAUAUGUUGCUUCUGUUGUUAACAUAUGGUAUCAAUUCCACUUAGUGUUCUAAAUCCCCCCAAAAUUCCCUUGUGCCAAAUAAGAAACAUGAUACAUGUUGUACCUGUGACACAUUGUCUGGCUUGCAUUAAAAUAGUAUAUAGUACUCCUUGAUUUGCAUGCUGAGAUUACCAUGUCCACAGAGAAAGUGAUCCUUUAGGGAAAGGGGCAACUAGAAAAGCUUUUUUUAAAAUAUUCUGCAUUUACAUUUACAUUUUUCUUGCAAAUCAUUGUACAUUACUGAAAACAUGCUCAUGAUUUAGAAUCCUUGUAAAGGAGAUUAACCAAUUCACAGGAAUAGAUAUGUAACUAAUAGUGACCAUACUACCUCAUUAGAACUUUAGUAUUCAAGGCAGCAGACCACAGUGUAUCAGUUCUUUGGGUUGAGAAGGAGACCAGGAUAAGGUUGUCUUUGCUCACAAAAGGCAGCUAUCUGGCUACUAUUAAAAUGCAUGUGGGAUUAUAUGGUCUGUGGAUCUGAAACAGACGGGUUCAUUUUAUAGCCCAUAUUAUUCAUUUUUAGAGUCCAGGUCUUAUUAACUUGUAAAGCCAGCAUACAAUCCAACAUCACAAAAUCCUACCCAUUUCCAUUAAACUAAUCACAAUUUGCUUUGUCUUGUUUUCAUACAGUGAAAAUCUUAAUUGUGUUCUUGGCCCCAAUCACAUUUGUAAUUUAUGCUUUUAUUUAAUCCUGUAGAAAAUGCCAUUCUCUCAAGUGGUGGUGACAGAACUGCACAGCAUAAACACAAAUAUGAAGCCAUUCCUUUGAACACAAAAUACACUUUGUUUAAAAUUAAGUUUACACAUAAAAACUCAGGCUAGUUUAACAGAUCCUCUGGCUGAGUUUUAGAUUAUACUCAGAUUGUAAAACUGGUUCAUCACUUUAUUUUGAUGAUUAAUUAAUAUACUCAUGAAGCAUAUAAGGAACUUUAUUAGGAUUGCACUAUAUAAAUCUUAAACAAUGAGCAAUUUUAUGCAAAUUUUUACAUAGGAUUACGAUACAAAUGUCAUCAGUUUAAAUAUACUUCAAGUGGACACAAAACAAUGUCUUGAUUGGUAUUUAUACAAUGUUUGAAAUAGUAAUCUGGAAAUAUUAUAUAUAAUACAGAGCUGUUUAAAAUAAUCAUUUCGAGGAACAAUUUCAAUUUUAUCAAAAUCUUUUGUGCAAAAAUACUUAAUUAGACUAAAUAUAUUCUGUUUUUUUGAGUCAAUAAUAAUUACUGCCUAAAACAACAUAAUUUAGAAAUUCCCUCUAACAAUUGGUAGUUAUAUCCCUUUAAAUAUCAGUAGUCAUCUGUUAGUGUAUUUCCAUUAUUUACUCAAGACAUAUUCUCUGGAGUGUGGUUAGAGCACCUCACUUCUCCCUUAAUUCUUAACAGCUCUUUGCCAGUGUUGCACUAGGAAACCAUAGUCACUGCAUCAACAGUGCAGACCAUGUACAUACAAGAGUCAAAAACCAUGUCACCUUCUUCCAGUAUGGUGCCUAAAACAUGGGUCAGGAAUAAUGCCAGUUCUGAAGCUGGCAUAGUUAAAUUUCUUAUAGAAUAAGCUGCUAUAUAAAAAGUUAAGCUUCUUAUAUAUUUGAUUUUCAUUUUCAAAAUUUUCACUGGUGGUCUCAUUUUAAAUAAUAAAAAAGAAAAGAAAUCAUAGGCUCCAGUAACUUUACACCAUGAGCAUGAUUAAUGCUGUGGUUUUGGAACAUUAACUGCAAUGAUUUAAUAUGUGUGUGAGUGUUUUUUAAAAUAAUGUUUAGAGUUCCUACUUUAGGGAUAAGCAACUUGCGUCAGCUUUUAUUUGUUAUGUUGAGCCAUAUUCCAAAAAUGGGUAGGAAGAGGGUCCAGUGGGGGGGGAGGUACAUGGGUGUCAGUUUUGCAUUGCAACUUUAGUAAAAAAUAAAACAUUAAGAUUCUAAAUAACUAGAAUGGGUAGGAUAAGAUUUAUUUGGAGGUGACUGUCUUGACUAAGCAGAUGAACAUAUUCUGAAUCCACAACUGCUCUCAACAAUGAAAGGAAAAGCAAUGAAUUACAGUUGAACCAAUAGGGUUUUUUUAAAGUUAUGUAUUUUCUCCUCACAAUGUAAAUACUAUUUAUGUUAGAAUCGUCUUCAGUCUAAUUUGAUUUCUUGUAGACGAUUACAUUUAAUUUUGAGGAGAAUUUUAUGGAAAAUCUUUGGAAAGAAAUUCUUGCAUUUUGAAUAGCCUUAGGAUUGGAGUAACACUGCCAAAUCUUGAGUGUUUAACACAGGCACACAUCAAGUUUGAAAUAAAUAUUUUGGUUGAUAGCUCUAUUUAGGAAAAACUGGUAAAUAAUUUGUGUACUCUAUGAAAUAAGAGAAUCUAUUUUACUAGAGCAUGAUUAUUGCAAGUGAUUAACAUUAUAAAAAUAUGUUUUAUUUGCUAUAUGAUUAUACUGUGCUAUUAAAGAUACGUAUUGUGAUUUGCUCAUCUACCAACUUUUUCGUAUAUAAAUCCUUAAGAUCAUUAUAUUUUUUCAAACUGCUAUACUAUGCUAAGACAAAUUUUUGUCAUUUCAGAAUGAAAUACAAUGCAAUAGCAUGUACAUCCCUGUGUAUAUGAAUAGAAACAUUAGUGCAUUGGAAAUUAAAGGAGACAAUGCUUUAUCCAAA